GGGGUGUGACACUGGUCAUCGGAAGAAGGGAACCGGUGUUCAGGCAUGGCUUAUUCUGGACUCGACGUGCCACACUAGAUGGUAGAGGCCGAAAAACAUGCAAUCAUGAGACGCACGGGUUUACCCGCUCGAGAUCUUCGGAUAUUGGACCCGCUUCUGUCGUACCCGUCUACGAUUCUGGGUCGCGAAAGGGCGAUCGUGAUUAACUUGGAAAAUAUUAAGGCAAUCAUCACAGCGCAAGAGGUUUUGCUUUUGAAUUCUAAGGAUCCUUCGGUUACCCCCUUUGUUGAUGAGAUUCAGAGCCGAAUUUUGUGCCAUUUUCAAGCAACCAAAGUCCAGGAAGGUGCGGUUGAUGAUUCCAACUACAUAAUUCGAUCGAGUUCUCAAAAUUUGUCAUCAAGGUUUUCACAGCCUCAGAACCUGGAUGAUGAAGGUAAAUCAGAAGAGAAACAGAGUCUUGAGAACCCAAAUGGCUCCAAGAUUCUCCCAUUUGAGUUUGUUGCAUUGGAGGCAUGCCUUGAAGCUGCUUGUAGCUGCUUAGAAAAUGAAGUUAGUAACUCUCUCUCUCUUAGUUUGUCUGUGAACUUUUUUGUUACCAUCACGCUGUUUUACUCGUUAUGUUUUGGUUAUUGUUUUAUUCCGGUGCAGUUUUGUAUUUAA
Molecule: messenger RNA, 660 nt
Organism: Hibiscus syriacus
Lineage: Eukaryota; Viridiplantae; Streptophyta; Magnoliopsida; Malvales; Malvaceae
Product: magnesium transporter MRS2-3-like
Exons: 2
Coding region: 79-660 (193 amino acids)
Biological process (GO): magnesium ion transport
Molecular function (GO): magnesium ion transmembrane transporter activity
Source: RefSeq, a predicted model, not a curated record